UGCUGUGAAGCCGUGUUCCUGGUGUGGGCAUGGGGCCACUGGGGCCAUCCGGUGAUCGGCGCCCUCCGAGCCGCAGGGAUCGACUUUCUCCCCGCCACCACCACGCGGUGCCAUGUUGUGCCUGAAUCUCCCCUUGCGCUUCGGCGCGGGCCCGUUCGAGGGGGAUCGCCUAGUUUCUACGUGUGCAUGCGGCCAUCCCACGCGGCCAUCCUCCCGCUAUUUGCAAUUUCGACUUGGCCCUUCCUAUAGCGGUAUGGACAUUGUCGUCAACGCGGCCCCACGACGCAGGCCUGGGAGAAGAUGAUAAGGAGAUGGGCCUGGCUCCCUACGAAGCACGCCGAGUCCUUUUU
Mytilinidion resinicola is the source of this 350-nucleotide messenger RNA. RefSeq lists its product as uncharacterized. The transcript has a single exon. The record is from RefSeq and is a predicted model, not a curated record. NCBI's taxonomy places the organism in Eukaryota, Fungi, Ascomycota, Dothideomycetes, Mytilinidiales, Mytilinidiaceae. The coding region runs from base 113 to 304 and encodes 63 amino acids.